UCGCGCCCCUUGCUCCUCCGGGCGCGCUCUCGAGGCUCCGAGGCUCGCUGUGCAGGCGCGGGGGACUCGCUGGGGCUGGUGCGGCGGCUGGCUGGGAGCGAUGCUGCGGGUGCGGUGCUUGCGCGGCGGGAGCCGCGGCGCCGAGGCGGUGCACUACAUCGGGUCUCAGCUUGGAAGAACCUACACAGGCUGGGUGCAGCGAACUUUCCAGAGCACCCAGGCAGCUGCGGCCUCCUCCCAGAACUCCUGUGCAGCUGACGACAAGGCCACUGACCCUCUGCCCAAGGACUGUCCAGUCUCCUCUUACAAUGAGUGGGACCCACUGGAGGAAGUGAUAGUGGGCAGAGCGGAAAAUGCCUGUGUCCCCCCAUUCACUGUGGAGGUGAAGGCCAACACAUAUGAAAAGUACUGGGCAUUUUACCAGAAGAAUGGAGGCCAUUAUUUUCCCAAAGAUCAUUUGAAAAAGGCGGUAGCUGAAAUUGAAGAAAUGUGCAAUAUUUUAAAAAUGGAGGGAGUGACAGUGAGGAGGCCUGAUCCCAUUGACUGGUCAAAGAAGUAUAUUACUCCUGAUUUUGAGUCUACGGGUUUAUAUGGUGCGAUGCCUCGAGACAUACUGAUAGUUGUGGGAAGUGAGAUUAUCGAGGCUCCCAUGGCUUGGCGAGCACGCUUCUUUGAGUACCGAGCAUAUCGAUCAAUUAUCAAAGACUAUUUCCACCGUGGUGCCAAGUGGACAACAGCUCCUAAGCCCACGAUGGCUGAUGAGCUUUAUGACCAGGAUUAUCCCAUCCGUUCGGUAGAAGACAGACAUAAAUUGGCUGCUCAGGGAAAAUUUGUGACGACUGAAUUUGAGCCAUGCUUUGAUGCUGCUGACUUCAUUCGAGCUGGAAGAGAUAUUUUUGUACAGAGAAGCCAGGUUACAAACUACCUGGGCAUUGAGUGGAUGCGCAGGCAUCUUGCUCCAGACUACAGAGUGCAUAUCAUCUCCUUUAAAGACCCCAACCCAAUGCAUAUUGAUGCUACCUUCAAUAUCAUUGGCCCUGGCCUUGUGAUUUCCAACCCUGACAGGCCAUGCCACCAGAUUGAUCUUUUCAAGAAAGCAGGAUGGACCAUAGUUACUGCUCCAGAACCAGUCAUCCCAAAGGAUCACCCACUCUGGAUGUCCUCCAAAUGGCUUUCCAUGAAUGUCUUAAUGCUGGAUGAAAAGCGUGUGAUGGUGGAUGCCAAUGAAACCCCAAUUCAGAAGAUGUUUGAAAAGCUGGGAAUCAGUACCGUUAAGGUUAACAUUCGGAACGCCAAUUCCCUGGGAGGUGGCUUUCACUGCUGGACCUGUGACAUCCGGCGCCGAGGCACCCUACAGUCCUACUUUGACUGACCAGGCCUGAUGGGCUUUGUGGCUUAGCCUCAUAAAAACCUAGAAGCCUUAGGAUGAGGUUCACCCUCCUGCUUUAAAAAGUGCAUGCCCUGUAGUGCUUUAAACAAUCGUAUUCUUAACAGAGGUCUUAUGCCUGGUUUUAUUUUUAUUACUUUUCUUGGAUGUAAGGAAAAUAACUUAUGCUAGGCCUUACUCUGUACAUCUAAAUUUCUUCACCAUUCGGCUUCAAAUAUAAAAAGUUAGCAAUUACACACCAAGACAGAAAUUAGUCAUUUAAGUAGCUUGGCCACUAAUAUUUAACUGUCUACCUCUGUUUUUAAUUUUCUUUCCAAAAGGCAGCUUGAAAUGUUGGUUCUAAUCUUCAUUAUCUUUCUUCUCUGAGCUAGACUUGGGACUGUUUGUAUCAAUGCUUUCUUUUUCUAAAGGAGAGACAGACCUAGAAUAUAUGCAGAUCUUAAGUAGAACCAACAAAUUGUCUCUUUUUCUAACAUGGAAUUUUGUUAAUUUUUAGUUUAAAAAAAGUAAUCUAGAGUAUGCAAACAUUUAAGUGAAUCUUCCACCAAUUUUCUAAUAGUCUCAUCUCAAUGUUGGUGAUUUUUGCUACUAAAAACCUUUUCUUACAACUUACCUCAGUUCAACUGAUUUAUUUUCAUCUUUUUUUUCUUCUCUUUCCAAAACACUACAGAACUCUUUAGUACAUUAUGAUAUGAUUACCAGUUUUCAGCUCGUAAGUUUUGAUGUUUGUCAAUUGGUGGGUAUACCAUGUCUUUGGUAAUCUAAGAUUUGUUUACAGAUAUGAAAAUUAUCUAGAGAAUAGACUAUAAAAGGAUUGAAAAAACUUAAUGGAAGAAAAAACCUACAUGCCAUGUAAAAUAAUGUUAAUGUUGGAUAUUGUACAUGUAUUUUUAUUCUAAUAAACUCUUACGUUACAGGAUGGA
This is a messenger RNA of Erinaceus europaeus (western European hedgehog), 2310 nucleotides long. RefSeq names its product glycine amidinotransferase (gene GATM). Gene Ontology annotation, cellular component: mitochondrion. The transcript has 9 exons. Bases 101 to 1372 code for a protein of 423 amino acids. Gene Ontology annotation, molecular function: amidinotransferase activity. NCBI's taxonomy places the organism in Eukaryota, Metazoa, Chordata, Mammalia, Eulipotyphla, Erinaceidae. Gene Ontology annotation, biological process: creatine biosynthetic process. The record is from RefSeq and is a predicted model, not a curated record.